Vitis riparia (riverbank grape) is the source of this 1396-nucleotide messenger RNA. RefSeq names its product WAT1-related protein At2g39510-like. The transcript is spliced from 7 exons. Gene Ontology annotation, cellular component: plasma membrane. NCBI's taxonomy places the organism in Eukaryota, Viridiplantae, Streptophyta, Magnoliopsida, Vitales, Vitaceae. The record is from RefSeq and is a predicted model, not a curated record. The coding region runs from base 1 to 1095 and encodes 364 amino acids. Gene Ontology annotation, molecular function: transmembrane transporter activity.
AUGGAUUCAGACUCAAGAGCUGCCCCUGAGGUGUGUGCAUUUGGAGUGAUCUGUAGGAGGUUCAAGCCACAUCUUCUCAUGGUUCUUGUUCACACCUGUUAUACUAUUCUCUAUUUCACAGCAGAGGCUGCCUUUAACCAUGGGUUGAAUCCUCAUGUUAUGGUGACUUAUCGACAUUUCAUUGGUGGUUUAGUGAUGUUUCCUUUUGCCUAUGUACUUGAAAGGAAAGUAAGGCCAAAGCUGACGUUAGUCUUGUUUGCAGAGAUAUUUGUGCUUUCUCUUUUUGGGAUUGGCUUAACUCUUAACAUGUACUUUGCAAGCUUGACAUACACCUCGCCAACCUUUCUAGCGUCGAUGGUUAACACCAUUGCAUCCUUGACUUUUGUAAUGGCAAUUAUUCUCAGACUGGAACACCUUGAUAUUAGAAACCCUAGAGGAUUAGCCAAAAUCCUUGGGACCUUAUUUUCCUUGGUGGGGGUCAUGAUCAUGACAUCUUGCAAAGGACCUGUAAUAAGAAACUUGAGCAGCCCUCUAAUCCACAUCGGAAGAAAUAAUAUGCAUGAGAACUGGACGAAAGGGUCGAUUCUAACAGUAGCAAGUUGCAUAACAUGGUCUAUUUGGUACAUUAUGCAGGCAUUUACUAUGAAGAGAUAUCCUGCACCACUGUCAAUUACUACAUGGAUGAACUUUAUCGGAGGAGCACAAUCAGCUGUCAUUGCAGUAAUCAUGCAACAUAAACCAGAAGCAUGGUCAUUUUCAGUCAGCAUCCAAUUGUGGUCCACCAUUUAUGCCGGAGUGGUGUGCUCGGGUAUAAUGAUCUUCCUUUUACUAUGGUGCACUAAACAAAAAGGGCCAGUCUUUGUGACCAUGUUUAAUCCCCUUUCAACAAUAAUGGUGGCAUUUACAGCAUACUUUGUUCUUGGCGAAAAGCUGUAUACGGGCAGCAUCGUGGGAGCAGUUAUCGCUAUCAUUGGUUUAUACUUGCUGUUGUGGGGCAAAGAGAUUGAUCAACAAGUUGGGGUGAAGUCCCAAGAGCAAUCCAAUUUAACUUCCGAGGAGCAGAAGGAACCAACCCAGAUUGCGACUUCACCAUAGGGGAGGAUACUACUAUUGAAUCAGGGUGGGAACCUAAACAUAAACUUCACCAUCGGAUCAUAACAUCAAGUUUUGAAUUAAUAAGCCUAACUCUAUCGCCAUGAGUGAUUUAUCUAAAAGUUUUCUCUGAUUUUUUUCUUUCAAAAGCGUAUCUUCCUGAUUCUGAUAUAGCUUAUGUAUGAUGUCAAAAGAGGGCAGCCAUCCGCGUAACAAUAGGUCAAAUUUUGCUACAUCUUAUAGAAAUUCCAAUGGAAUUUGAAUACUAGUGCCUCGACAACCCAAUCAAUAAAUAUUGUGAUGU